This is a messenger RNA of Gymnogyps californianus (California condor), 3353 nucleotides long. RefSeq names its product Rap associating with DIL domain (gene RADIL). Gene Ontology annotation, molecular function: GTPase binding. Lineage: Eukaryota; Metazoa; Chordata; Aves; Accipitriformes; Cathartidae. The record is from RefSeq and is a predicted model, not a curated record. Gene Ontology annotation, cellular component: microtubule. Gene Ontology annotation, biological process: neural crest cell migration; substrate adhesion-dependent cell spreading; signal transduction.
AUGUUUUAUGGGUCCUGCUCCACCAUGGCUCCACCAUCCAAGAACCGGCUGAAGCGCCAGAGCCGGAUUUUCUCCCAAGUCUUGUACCGGACGCUGAGCUACAAGGACCGGAGCUCAGCCUCUGCUUCCCCGGCAGCCGGUGAGGAUGACCCGGCCGAGCUCUCCACCCAGCUCUCGGCCCCCGGUGUCCUGAAGAUCUUCGGGGGCAACAUCUGCGCGGGCACCAACUACAAGAGCGUGCUGGCGACGGGCAGCUCGGGCGCGCGGGAGCUGGUGAAGGAAGCCCUGGAGCGCUACGGGCUGAGCCAGCUCAGCGCCGGGCAGUACGCCCUGUGCGAUGUCAUCGGGAGGUUCGAGGGCCCCGAGAAACGGUGGCAAACGGAGGGGCUGAGGGUCCUGGGUGACCACGAGAAGCCGCUGCUCAUCCAGGACCUCUGGAAGCCCAGGGAGGGCUUCUCGCGGCGGCUGGAGCUGCGCAAGAGGGCGGAGGUGGAGGAGCUGGCAGCCAGGGAUGUGGACACCACCACCGCAGGCAUCAACGCCCAAGCGCGGAAGCUGCAGCGGCACCGGGCGCGGGGCCCGGCGGCCGCCGGCGGGGGCUGAGCGGCGCGGCCCCCCCCGGCCCUGCGGCGCAGCCUCAGCGAGACCAGCCUGGGUAACCCGGCUCGCCCGGCGGCGGCGCGGAGCGACGGCAGCAUGCGGUACUCCCUCUACCAGUCCCCGCACCUCCUGCUCCUGCAGGGCUACAGCCAGCAGCAUGACAGCUUGGUUUACCUGCUGAACCGCGAACAGCACACGGUGGGCCAGAGGACGCAGGCAAGCAAGCCCAGCAUCAGCCUGUCGGCCCCCGACAUCUUGCCCCUGCACUGCACCAUCAGGAAGCUCCGACCUUCCCGGCAUCGCUCAGAGGAGAAGCUGGUGCUGGAGCCCAUCGCCGGUGCCGGCAUCUCUGUCAACUUCGCCAAGGUGGCCAGGACGGUCGUGCUGCGGCACGGGGACCUCCUCUCCCUCGGUCUCUACUACCUGCUCCUCUACAAGGACCCCAUGAAGGCACAGCCGCUGCCGGCGCAGACCCUGCUGAGGCUGCGAGCCCUGCACCCCGCCGUCCCCGAGGGUCCCCUCGUCUGUGGGGCAUGCAGCAGCCUGCUGAAGGAGAGGGACCCUGCCACCAAAAAGCGGGGGCCCUCACCCGCCGGCGGCCCCAGGGCACCCCGCAGAAAGCUGCUGCUGGAGUUCGAGCCGGCGGCCGAGGACGUGCUCCUGCGGCGCAUCAUGACCCUGAUCGAGCGGGGGGAUGACCACAAGCUGACACCUGCCUUCCUGCUCUGCCUCUGCAUCCAGCACUCGGCCACCAGCUUCGAGCCGGGUGACUUCGGGCAGCUGCUGCUCAAAGCGGCCAAAAUGAUCCAGAGGACGGUGUGGGAGCGGACACGGGAGCUGGCUGAGAAGCAGUCCCAGCACCAGGACCCUGCCGCCCUGUCCCGCUUCACCAUCACGGACCUUCUCCCGGACCUGCAGCACAUCCUCUUCUGGAUGGCCAAUGCCAUCGAGAUCCUCUACUUCAUCCAGCAGAAAUCGCCCACCUACAUCCAGAGCAUGGAGGAGGAGCUGGACGUCAGAGGCUCCAAGGAGUCUCUGUUCUCCUCAACCAUCACAGCCAGCGAGGAGGCGAUGACGGUGCUGGAGGAGGUGAUCAUGUACACCUUCCAGCAGUGCGUCUACUACAUCUCCAAGUGUCUGUACGUGUCGCUCCCUGCCCUGCUGGAGUGCAACCCCUUCCAGAACGAGUGCCGGGAGAGCUGGCGGGCAUCCCCGCCGCUGCCCGAGGAGCUCCGCAGGGUCGUGCUCAUCUACCAGGCAGCGCUGGACCUGCUCCGUCAGUACGAAGUGCACCCGGAGAUCACCUCCCAGAUGUUCGCCUACCUCUUCUUCUUCUCCAACACCCUGCUCUUCAACCAGCUCCUAGAUAAGGGCUCCUCUCUCGGCUGCUUCCACUGGUCACAGGGGGUGAAGCUGCGGGCCAGCGUGCGGCUGCUCCUGGAGUGGCUGCGCGGCGCCGGCUUCGAGCAGCUCGCCCAGCAGUUCUUCGCCAAACUCGCCAGCGUGGCCAACCUGCUGGCCAUGCCCGGCUCCCAGCUGGUCCAGAUGACCUGGCCGUCCCUGCGAGCCGAGUUCCCGGCGCUGAGCCCCGCGCAGCUCUACCGGGUGCUGAGCCAGUGCCAGGCAGUGAUGGAUGUGGGCUGCAUCGCAGCGUGGCAGCCCGGCGAGGAGGAGAGCCCGGCCACCUUCCAGCCCGAUGAGAUGCUGGAGUCCUUCGACAACCACCCGCCCAUCAUCCUGCCCAGCGGGGGCUUCAAAGUGGACCUGGAGGUGGAGACAUUGGACAACAACAUCUACCGGCACCUCCUUUACAUCCGCCACUUCCUCUGGAGCCUGCAGAGCAAGAGCACCCACACCAGCGAGGAGCCAGGCUCAGCACCCCCAAAGAAAGAGGCAUGCAUGAUGCCAGAUGUCCUGGAGGUGAGCGAGAGCCCGGCUGCUGCCCUGGGGAGCACCAUCACCCAGGAGGACUACUGCUCCCUGGGGGGCUGCGCCGAGCCGGAGGGGAGCCCCCAGCUCUGCCUGGCCACCAACGGCUGCCCCUGCGAGCACCCCGCCGGCGAGCCCCAGCUCCAGGAGAAGCUCAAGCGGCUGCAGCUGGGCAGGGAUCCGGCCCCCAAUGCUGGCACGGCGCCCACAGACCCCUCCUGCCUGCUGACGCCACCCACCACCCCCCUAAACUUUGACUCCGGGAACCCGGAGUCCCCUCAGGGCACCGGCAAGGGGCUGCAGGACCCCCGGAGGAAUGGGAUGAACGGCACCAAAGGCAGCACCCCAGAAGGAUGCUCGCCGACCCCCUAUGACUACCCCACGCCAGAGUCUUCCAGCCGCAGCUCUGCCACCGAUGACUUCUGCUACGUCUUCGUGGUGGAGCUGGAGAGAGGACCCAUCGGGCUGGGGAUGGGGCUGAUCGACGGCUUGCACACUCCUCUCUGCUCCCCGGGGAUCUACAUCCGUACCCUGAUCGAGGACAGCCCCGCGGCCGCUGACGGCAGGCUCUCCAUUGGGGACCGCAUCCUGGCUGUCAAUGGCACCAGUCUCAUUGGGGCAGACUACCAAAGUGCAGUGGACCUCAUCCGCUCCGGAGGGAAGAAGCUGCGGUUUCUGGUUGCCAAGUCAGACAUGGAAAUAGCCAAAAAAAUCAGUUCCAGCUCCUCUUCUUCCUAGUCCUUGUGGUACGAGGGUCCUUCUGCAGCAGCUUGUGGGUGCAGCUCUGGUUAAGGCUGACCUCAGGGAGCCUGGAGUGCAAGAGG